AUGCAGGAGGGGUCUGAAUUGAGAGUGUUUUUGAUAGUUUGGAUUGGAUGGUGCAACGUAUGGCUUGGCCAUUCCCAAACAAUCUUUAAUGUCCUCCAAUACGGUGCUAUAGGAAAUGCUCAAACUGAUGAUUCCCCUGCAUUCGCAAAAGCAUGGGAAGCUUUCUGUGGGGCGAAGGAAGAGGAACCGAUCUUUGUGGUACCAGGUGGUCAUUCAUUUUUACUGCGUCCAACAUAUUUUAAGGGUCCCUGCUCUUCUAACAGACUUCAUAUUCAGAUUUUGGGGGCUGUGAUAGCACCUCAUAAAGAUGCAUGGGGAGGCUGUUCAAAAAGGUGGUUAAGUAUCUCAGAGGUUAGCGGUUUGACUGUUGAUGGCUCCGGCACCGUUGAUGGUCAUGGUCAAACUUGGUGGGCUGACCCCCAUGCGGUGGAGUUUUUCCGUUGCGACGGGCUUCAAAUAAGCGGGCUGACCCAUGUUAAUGGGCCCGGGUCACAUGUGAAAGUGGAUCAAAGCAACGACGUAAGAAUUUCUCAUCUAACGAUAACCUCACCAAGAGACAGUCCCAAUACUGAUGGAAUAGAUGUGGCAAAUGCAGCACGUGUUCGUAUCCACAACUGUAUCAUCGGCACCGGUGACGACUGCAUCGCCAUUAAAGGAGGCUCACAUUUCAUCAACAUUACGGAGAUUCACUGUGGACCUGGUCAUGGAAUUAGUAUUGGGAGUUUAGGGCAAAAUGGGGUGGAAGAGCACGUAGAAGAUAUAAGAGUGUGGGGUUGCCACGUGGAAGGAGCAGAAGGCGGUGCUAGAAUCAAGACAUGUCCGGGAGGGAAGGGAUCUGCCAAGAGAAUCUCAUUCGAACACAUGACAGUAAGCCAAACCAGACAGCCAAUUUUGAUAGAUCAACAUUACGACCACAGAGGAGAAGAGGUAAUUUGA
This is a messenger RNA of Neltuma alba, 936 nucleotides long. Its product is annotated as probable polygalacturonase At3g15720. Gene Ontology annotation, molecular function: polygalacturonase activity. Gene Ontology annotation, biological process: carbohydrate metabolic process. The coding region runs from base 1 to 936 and encodes 311 amino acids. The transcript is spliced from 6 exons. The record is from RefSeq and is a predicted model, not a curated record. NCBI's taxonomy places the organism in Eukaryota, Viridiplantae, Streptophyta, Magnoliopsida, Fabales, Fabaceae.